AUGACGGCAGUACGUUUGUUUCUUGGUUUGACGGUUUUGCUCUUCUGCCUUGCUGAGGUUUCAUCUGAUCUCAAGAUGGACACCGAAAUGCUCCAUGCUGGCCAGCUUCUUGUGAGGGGUGGAAACAGGAGGCUCAUGCAAGACAUAGACUGUGGGGGGUUAUGCAAGCAGAGGUGCAGUCUUCACUCGAGGCCUAAUGUGUGCACGAGGGCAUGUGGCACCUGCUGUGUGAGGUGCAAGUGCGUGCCUCCUGGGACCUCGGGGAACAGAGAAGUAUGUGGAACAUGCUAUACUGACAUGACCACCCAUGGGAACAAGACCAAGUGCCCAUAG
This is a messenger RNA of Dovyalis caffra, 333 nucleotides long. The record is from the annotation of a GenBank genome assembly. NCBI's taxonomy places the organism in Eukaryota, Viridiplantae, Streptophyta, Magnoliopsida, Malpighiales, Salicaceae.